GAAACCUAACCUUGUGGUUCCUCCCUUCUUCUUCUUUAACCUUCCCACCACAACCUCCACCACGGCUUUGGACGACGGAACAUGACGCACAUUGCAAAAACACUGGUUAAUGUCUGAUACAUAUACCUCUGUGGUGUCGAGUGUAAAACCAGUGGAGCAAUGAAUGGCGGAAAGGACUGUGAGGCGGGAGAUGAGCGGCAGGCCGUCCCUGUCCAGGUCCCCAUUGGCUGGCAGCGCAAGGCGGAGCAUGGCAGCGGUGUCGCGUAUGUAAGUCCCAGUGGCUCGGUGCUGUCCAGCUUGGAGCAGGUGAAGAGCUACCUGCUGACAGAUGGAACCUGCAAAUGCGGCCUGGAGUGCCCGCUCAUCCUCCACAAGGUGUUCAACUUCGACCCUGGGGCAGCUGUCAAGCAGAGGACAGCUGAGGAUGUGAAGGCAGAUGAAGACGUGACCAAACUCUGUAUUCACAAGAGGAAGCUUUUAGCUGUGGCCACGUUGCACAAGAGCAUGGAGACACACCCGCCUCUGACACUGACCAGUCCAGGAGGAGGUACGUCGUCAGUGGUUGCUGUGCAUUCCACAACUCAACGAGCAAUAAGGACUAAACCCCAUGAUGGCCCACCCAAUGCCAUUGGCCCUGACUGCAAGCAUACGUUCAAGAUGAUGAUGGCAGCUGGACAACAGCAGCAGAGGUUGUAUCCACACCAGGAAGUGGGUGGAGCCCAGCAGCCUGAGCUCUACUCUGGAUACUCCAGGGGACAGAGGCUGGGCAGUGGGGAGCCUGGCCCUAAAUCCCCUUAUCGGGCUGGGUAUGGAGGCAUGUUAAGCCCACCUCCCUCCAGUGCUAAAUUAUAUGGAGAUGGUUCGCAGUCUCCUGUUGCAGAUACUCUGGGUAGCCCUGAGGGCUUUCCAAGGACCAAUCCUUGUGGGUUUCCAGGAGCUGGUAGCCCUGGCUCAGCUGCCAUCCAUGGGAACACAAGGACACCUCUUUCCCCACCCACUGUAAUGCUCCACGCCUCUCCUGCAGGACAGCCAUCCUGCGCAAUGACAGGAAGGACUAGCACACCUCUCUCCCCUACCGCCACUGCCAAAAGCCCUGUCAUGAACAUGGCCAUGCCACGGGGAAACUUUCCCCCUGGUAUGGAUAUUCCCCGUGCAGCAUUUCACCAUAAAACACAGCCUCCCGUGCAUCCUGUACCACCCCCUCCAUCCAUACCACCACCCUGUGCUCUUCAGAAAAGGCAGUUAACCUCUGAAAAGGACCCCUUAGGCAUUUUAGACCCCAUCCCCAGCAAGCCAGUCAGUCAGCCCCCUGCCAAUGCCCCCAACCCGUCUAACUUCCAGCCUAACAUACACUCUCAGGUACCAAUGAUGAAUGUAAACAUACCCCCUCCUGCCAUCGUUCCCUUGCCAAGCAAUUUACCUUUACCCACAGUGAAGCCUGGGCCUGUGGGGCAUGGUGGGCAUGUGCAAAGGACUCAGCAGGGUGGUCCAGCUUCCUCCAUGUCUCCUUCUCCUGUCACAUCCCCUGUCCACAUGACUGGGCCUGCACUUGGGAGGAUGGAGGUGUCACCUCAUCGCUCACGUUCAUCCUCCACCUCCUCAGACCAUGGAAACUUUGCAAUGCCCUCCGGGCACCAAGCCCCAUGUGGCACCAUGAAGGUCCCCCCUCGUUCACCCCGGUCAACUAUGGGGUCUCCCAGGCCAGCCAUGCCCUCAAGCCCCUCCACCAACAAAAAUGACGCACUCCACCAGUACAAAGACUCCCAGCUGCUGCCCGGGAUGGCAAACUCUGUUGGCACCCAUCAGCACACCAAUUCCAUGUAUUCGCCCACUUCCUCGUCAUCGUCCUCUCUGGCAACCCCUAGCGCUUCCCAGAAGGGCCACCCUGGCCUCCUUGGAAUGCCCCUCAACCAGAUCCUCAACCCCCCUAGCGCCUACGGGGACACGCACGGCGGCGUGCCUGGUAUCCACGCGUUCGUCCGGGUCUCCCCUACGCUACGGGAAGGCAGGGCGUGCGUACCCCCAGGCGGUGACCCCGAAAUAAAUCCUCAAAGAGGGGAACGCAAGCGCAGUUGCGCGCUGCGUCCACCGGAGGGCGGGAUUCCCAACACCCAUUCAGCCCGGAAAGGCGUGACCUCAGUUUGCACCGACCCGAGUUUGGGGUCUCUAGCCCCUUCCCGGGCCGCGUACGGCCCCAAAAGGGAGCUUGACCUCUCUGACCCACAGUUUAACAUGGAGGCCGGGUCCGGGACCCGUUCGGGGGCCGCGUGGUACUCCGACACAGAAGCGACCGUAGUCGUCUAUGGGGUUUUCAUGGAGCGCUUUCGGGGGUCCUGCGCGGCCCCCGAGGUACGCCCCAACACUAACCCCCCACCACUGUCACAUCCUGGCCCUCACCCAUCACAGCUUCAUUGUAUGGGACGGACUAACAUGGUGGUACCACAUGCCGGUGGCGAUGGAAGCUGCAACCAGACCGUCUCCGACACAGGAAACCCCUCAUCAAUGGGCUGCGGUUUGGGCGCCAUACAGCCGCACAUAAACGCAGGCGGAGGUCAGGUGUACCAGCAGCAUAUCCACCAGGGCAUGCAGCAAGGGGUGUCCUCACACUCAGCCUACCAGGGGCCGCAGCACUUCCCAGAAAACCUGCCCUACACAGAUGGCAACAGCGCCAAUGCCGGCUCCAUGGCCUGCCUCUAUCAGAACUACCAGCAGGGGAUGUUGCAGCACUCGCAGUUUGGGGAGGAGCAACAGCCUCAAGGCGAAGGACUGCCAUCAGGUUCUGACAGGGGUUCCGGUGGAGGCCCAGAAGUAGUGGACGCCAUUUAUAGAGCUGUGGUAGACGCCGCCAGCAAGGGCAUGCAUGUUACCAUCACCACCACAGUUAGCGGGACCACACAGGCGAGUCCGGUGCCUGCCCUCAGUGCCAUGAGUGCCUUCACUGCCUCCAUAGGAGAACCGGUCAACCUCCCGCAAGCAGUUAGUGCAGUCCUGCAUGGGCACCAGGAAGGAGAGGCGUUAACCCAGCAAGCCAGACCCAGGCAUGUGAGGCCGGGACGUGGUCAGAAGACUAUGGAUCCGGGGAAGAGCACUCCAGAUGGUCCUGAGGCCAAUGACUACUUUCGUUCCCCUGGUCAUGGAACUCCAAGAGGACAGUGGGACGGGGAGACACAACACGGGGGAGGCUUCGACACUCACGGCAACAACAGCACCUGGGGAGGUGAGGAGUUUCUGGAGUGCUCUACACAAGUAAGAAGUAGUCCCUGCAUGGAGAGACCCGCAAGUCUGGCCUCUGCCCCACCUUGCCCUAUUGACGGAUCCAACGACCAUAGCCUGGCCAUUGGCCAUGAUAAGGUCUUUCUUGACGAUGGUUACCGGUUCAACAACUGCAGCCGGACUCCUGCUAACUACAAGGAACGCCUGGAGCAGACGGUGGAACGCUGCGCCCACAUCAAUGGCACCACCCCCCAUUUUAACACUCGGGUUUACGGAGAAGUUCUGGGCCCCCCACGGCAGGAGCUGACGGGGGACGACCAGUCGCCCAGUUCCUCCACUAGCCUCGAGGGACCUCUGGCCACACCCAAAGACUAUAGCCACUACAAUGGCCACUUUAAUGGUAUGGCGCCCAGCCCUUCAGACACAAAGAGCCUGAGCAGCGAGGAGGACCUGCGGCAGCCAGACUCUCCCUCAUCAGAGCUGCUUCACUACCGGUCCAGGACCUUCAAUAUGGGAGAGCUGGUCUGGGGCCAGCUGAAGGGCUUCCCACCCUGGCCUGCCAAGUUGGCUGGGGACGAACAAGUGCACAGCGCUGCUAUGCAGCUGCGAGAGCAGGCCAAAGUAGAGCCAGAGAAGCUAAAAACACUAACUCAUGACUUGGAGGCGCUUGACCGAGCUGCCAAACGAGGCCUGAAACCGGGGAAACUGAAUAAUCACUUGGAAGCUGCUAUCCACGAGGCCAUGAGCGAGCUAGAUAAGAUGUCGGGCACGAUCCCGUCAAUGGAUCGUCAAGUGAAGCUCCCCAAGCCCAAGAGGAGGAAGAUAUCAAGAUAACAUUGAAUGUGUUGGCCCAAGAACGUCCACAAAGCCUUUGGAGACCUCUUCCAUGCAGCCUUGAUGCGAUCUGAGCUUCUAACAGGUGCUACACAUGGACUUUCAAGUGGUACAUCGAUGUUCCUUAAUAUCAACUUGACUUUUGACUGACCACAGAAGGUGCUGGAAAUUCCAAUCACCAAUACAGUUUUAACUGUAGAGAAAAAAUACAAAAAAAUCAACAACAAAAAAAAAGAAAAAAAAACAAAAACAUCAGAAACAGUUUCAAUUUGUCUACAGCUCACUGAAUUAACUAUUUUUUUCUAGUAUAAGAUAGUAAAAUAAAAUAAAAAGCUACAAGCAUUACCUUACAUAUUUAAGAAAAUAGACAGUCCAAAUAUUUCUGAUACAUUUUCAAUAUGUAUAUAGAUAAUCCUGUAAUUUCAUGCUAUUAAGAAUUGUAUGUAAAUAAUGUACGAUAUCAUGUACAAGCGUACCUAAUGCACAUUUUAUCUUUUAUUGUACAAAAACAAAGCAGAAGAAGUGUACCAAUGUCUUGGUUUCUAUUCAGAAGUGCGGCUGCAUACGGCCGCUUGCAUAGGAUAAAUAAGAAUACAGCCUAAAGCUUUUAUAUGAUGAACUCUAAGUCGUGCUGUUUUUCCUUUUUUGUUUGUUUUUGUAAGGGAACAGGCAGGAGUAUUUGAAUUCUCCAUUACAUCAGUCACUUCACGCUAGUUAAGUGUUGGUUUGUACUUGGGGAUAAAAAGAUAUCAAACAGAAUGAACUUUACCAGCAGGAAGUGUCAGACGGGUCAAUCUUCCUCCACUCCAGCAGCCGCCAGCGUCACACGAAAAUCCUGAUUUCUGGAGUUUUGAUUUUAAGAAAUAGUCUGGUUGGCUGGUGAAGUUUCGGAGCUGUCUACUUAAAAACAGUUUUAAGAAGGAAAACUCCACCCUCGGCUUAAUUUUUUAAGACGACAAUGACCCUGUACCGUUUAACGUGCACACAAACACACAGUCUGAACCUCUUCUCAGAUGUAUUUUUACUUCUCAUUAGUACAAAUUCAUGAUGAAACAUGCCUCAGACACUCUCCUGUUUAUGGAAGUAGUAGAAUUGAACUCGGAUAUUUUAGCCCAGAGUUUAGUUUGGGUGGAUUUUUCCUUUUGAAGCACGAGUCAGCGGCUGUAUUGUCAAUGUUUGAAACUUGGUUGCUGUGAUUAUGUUCUUAUACUUGUUUGUAACGUCAUUUUUUCCCCUCUCUUCCUCCCUCCGUGACUUGUCAUCUUUUUCACAACUAUAGCUUUAGGUAGAGUAACCAACCUCAGAGUCGGAGUCUAGAUUAUGAAAAGGAACGCUAAUUCCAUGAAAGCAUUUCUUGCAUCUAGGGGCCUUUUGUUUGUCUUGCUUGUUGAUGUAAAUUAUUUAUGUACAGUACUCCAUAUUUAUUUUAAGCUUUACAAAUAUGCUAGAUGGCAAUAAUACUACCAUGAGUUGAGAACUCAAGCCUUAUAUGUGUAUAUGUAUGUUUCUCAGUUUGUUUUUUUUUAACAGGUGAAUAGGUCUUGUAUCCAGAGGUGAUUACAAAUGUCAUAUUCCCUUUUUAUUUAAGAAAUGAGCAUUGCAGAUAACACUUAUUGUUUCGUUUUUUUUACAGCAAGGCUUUCAGAUUGCUUGUGUUACAGAUUGUGUCAUGGGGGUUCUUGGGUGAAAAUCAUGUUAUUUAUGGAUAUGAGCCUCCAAAAAAGCAGAUUUGGGGGUCGUAAAUGCAGUUCUAACACUACCGACUGAAAAUCAGUAACAGUACUGGGAACUCUGGAUCAACUCGUGUGAAACGGACGCACGCAAACGGCUGCUCUUCCAGAUCAAAACCAACCAAUAGCAAAGUGAAAUCACUACCGAAUUAUCAAGUGCAAUAAACUGAUCAAUGGCAAAGAUCAACUGCUUAGAAACUCUGCAUCUCUGAUUGUUUGAACCCUGUUCUUUACACAUCUGACUGUCAUUGUGCCUGUUUUCUCCUUUGAUGUGCUCAUCAAUGUGUCACUUUUGUUUUUUUCUUCAUGCCACAUGGAUUAGUGGAGUUCCUUUAGCCUUUUUAUGUUGAAGAAACAUCUGAUCCUCAUCUUAAACCUCCUAAAAAUUCCAAGCAAGUGUCAUAAGAAGAGAUUUCCCUCAGUAUUAGAAUUUUUGUCAAGGACCCGGCUAUUAUAAAUGUUCAAAUGCAAACAGCUUUAUGACCUCGAAGCCAAAUAAAACACUACAUAAUUUGAAAACUUGACCUUUUUUUUCCUCCCAGACGAUAAGAUGUUAAAACACUAAUACCAACUAAUUUUCAGCAUGCAGACAAGCUUUACAGCCAUCCUCACAUUCAGCUUUGAGUCAUUUUAGCAACUCUUUCUUUGUACGUGUUGAAAAAAAUCUGACAUCUGCAGAUUUACUGAAGACUGCAAAAAUCUGGUUUUUAAAUCCCUGUUUUUUCUGUGUGUAAUUGGGAGAUCGGGCAAAAAAACUUCCAGCUAUUUU
Molecule: messenger RNA, 6546 nt
Organism: Melanotaenia boesemani (Boeseman's rainbowfish)
Lineage: Eukaryota; Metazoa; Chordata; Actinopteri; Atheriniformes; Melanotaeniidae
Product: methyl-CpG-binding domain protein 5-like
Exons: 13
Coding region: 160-4047 (1295 amino acids)
Cellular component (GO): nucleus; chromocenter
Molecular function (GO): DNA binding; chromatin binding
Source: RefSeq, a predicted model, not a curated record